GACAGUGCUGCAGGAAACCACAGUGGAUUGGGAAUUUUAGUUGCUCUCUAACUUUUCACGACGGUUCUCAUCAUCUCCAGUUCGCAAAUAUUGUGGUCAAAAGGUGACAGUAGUUGCCACAUUUGUUUUUCUUUGUUUUAUCAUUGAAAAACGUCAAGUGUGGUUCAACUGCAUGCGUGUUGGGGUUUAGGAUGUGCAUCUCUCCUCUUGUCUGAACUUCAACUUCAUCCACCGACAGCUGGUCACUUGUCGCUUCGAGAGUUCUUACCCAAAUAUAAGAGGUCUACUUGACAGUCAUAAAGUAUUCACGCGACAACCUCGCCAUGUCCUCCGGUGAUGCCUCGGAGCAGAGUCGACGGUUCUGUGUGUUGUCGUGGGAGCAGGUGCAGCGACUGGACUCCAUCCUCGGGGAGAGCGUGCCAAUCCACGGACGUGGAAACUUCCCCACGCUCUCCGUGCAGCCCAGGCAGAUCGUCCAGGUAGUCCGGGCGCGACUGGAAGAGCGGGGCGUCGUGGUCCGUGACGUGAAGCUGAACGGGUCAGCGGCGAGCCAUGUCCUGCACCAGGACACCGGCCUGGGCUACAAGGACCUGGACCUGAUCUUCGGCCUGAGCCUGACCGACGACAAGACCUUCCGCCUGGUCAAGGACGUGGUGCUGGACAGCCUGCUGGACUUCCUGCCGCACGGCGUGAGCCGCGACCGCAUCACGCCGCUCACCCUCAAGGAGGCGUACGUCCAGAAGAUGGUGAAGGUGUGCAACGACACUGACCGCUGGAGCCUGAUCUCGCUGUCCAACAACACCGGCAAGAACGUGGAGCUCAAGUUCGUGGACUCGCUGCGGCGGCAGUUCGAGUUCAGCGUGGACUCCUUCCACAUCGCGCUGGACUCGCUCCUGCUCUUCGACCGCUGCUCCGAGACGGCCAUGUCCGAGAGCUUCCACCCGACCGUGCUCGGCGAGAGCAUGUACGGCGACUUCCAGGAGGCGCUGGGCCACCUGCGCGCCAAGACCAUCGCCACGCGCAGCCCCGAGGAGAUCCGCGGCGGCGGCCUGCUCAAGUACUGCCACCUGCUGGUGCGCGGCUUCCGGCCGGCGUCCGAGACGCAGAUGAAGACGCUGCAGCGCUACAUGUGCUCGCGCUUCUUCAUCGACUUCUCCGACAUCGGCGAGCAGCAGCGCAAGCUGGAGGCCUACCUGCAGAACCACUUUGUGGGCAUGGAGCACAAGCGCUACGAGUGCCUGGUCAUGCUGCGCCGCGUGGUGGACGAGAGCACCGUGUGCCUGAUGGGCCACGAGCGGCGCCAGACGCUGGCGCUCAUCUCGGCGCUGGCGCUGCGGGCGCUGGCCGAGCAGAACGCCAUCCCCGCCGUGCCCAGCAUCACCUGCUACUACCAGCCGGCGCCCUACGUGCGGGACCUCAACUUCAGCAACUACUACGUGGCGCACGUGCACUCGCCCAUGCACCACUGCAGCAGCAGCUACCAGACAUGGCUGCCCUGCAGCUGAGCAGGCCCACUAUGGACACGGGGGAGAGAGAGAGAGAGAGAGAGGGAGAGAGAAGAAAACGACCGAACGGAGAGAGAGAGAAAAUACAGAAAAAAAAGGGAUAGACAGGAAGUAUGUGUUUGUAUGUGUGUGUUUGUGUGUGCACGUGUGUGUGUGUGUGUGUGUGCUUGUGUGUGUUUUAUGCUUGUGUGUAAGUGUGUAUGUGUGAGUUUAUGUGUGUUUGUGUUUGUGUGUGUGCAUGCGUGUGAGAGGAAUGGAGAGAAGCAGAAUAGAAUGCUUUGAAGCUGUUAGUUAGCGUCUUGUGUAUAGAGGGGUCAUGCUAGGGGAUUCAGUCCAUGUGUAGCAAUGUGGAGCUCAAUUAUGGGACCAAAUGAGGACGAGAAGGACAAGAAAGACAGAAAAAGGAAAAAAAAGAAAAAAAGAAAGGAAUCUAAAUUACGUUUUUUUUUCUUGCCAAAAUCUUCAUGUGUCACCCACCCCACUAAGUUAUGAAAAUGAACACUGCUGUAAAUUAGUUUGGAGCCAUUAUUUUGGUGUUUGUUGUUUCUUUCUUCAUGUUGUCCCAAGAUGUUGUUGUUGAUGUACAGAAAGAAAACAAACACAAGUGAACGACCCAGUGACUGGUGCAAAGGGACAAAGAUGACGCACUUUCUUCCUGCCUUCUGGAUAUGUGUUAAAACGUUAAUCAACAUGUAUCAGUUGCUUUAGCAAAUGUAUAUAAGUUGUAUUAUUCUAUAGUUCGCUCUGUCUUUGAGCGAGAGAAGACAGGUCAGAGGACCGAGCUCUGUUCUGACUGUGGUUGCAUUUAAAACGUCUUUUUUUUAUUUGAAGAACUGAGGACCAAAGAAUUUUCCUUGUAAAAGUGGAAUGUUGCUUUUGUCGCCUCCCAAGUGCCUGAAACCGACCAACCGACAUGAGAAAACUGUGUACAUUAUUUGUAUGUAAAUUAAAAACAGUCUCAAAUUUUCAACCCUC
This is a messenger RNA of Sardina pilchardus (European sardine), 2480 nucleotides long. RefSeq names its product terminal nucleotidyltransferase 5Bb (gene tent5bb). Gene Ontology annotation, biological process: mRNA stabilization. Lineage: Eukaryota; Metazoa; Chordata; Actinopteri; Clupeiformes; Clupeidae. The record is from RefSeq and is a predicted model, not a curated record. The coding region runs from base 324 to 1505 and encodes 393 amino acids. The transcript has 2 exons. Gene Ontology annotation, molecular function: poly(A) RNA polymerase activity; RNA binding.